GGAUGUGCUGGAGUGUAAUCCUCUGAGCAGAGCAUUUCUCAGCAGAGCUUCUCCUGUAGAAUGUUAUCUCACCCGUUCCCUGGAAAAACAUGUAGGGACGUUUCCACUCCAUGCAGAAAAAGAGCUCAGAAAGAGACGAAAAACACCCCUGGACCCUCAUUUCUACACUGAUGCCAACAUGCUCCAGAUGUGUGUGAUGGUCUAUUUGCUGUCAGCUGUCCUCACUCAGUCAACAAAUUCCUCAUCCAAGAGAGAUCGUAAUUUCACCGUCCAUUCCUCCCAGCUGGUGUGCAGUCUGCCAGGCCCAGCAGGGCCUGCAGGGAACCCGGGAGCCCCAGGACCACCAGGGGCCAUGGGGCCCAUGGGGCCACCGGGUAGGGAUGGUCCAGAUGGAAAGGACGGAGAAAAAGGAGAAAAGGGAGAUCGAGGUGAUCCAGGACGAACUGGGAACCCAGGCAAGCCAGGUUUGAAAGGUCGAGAAGGCAUCAUCGGGAAGGCGGGACCUCGGGGACUGAAGGGCCCUCGUGGACACUCAGGCUUGGCCGGAAAACCGGGACAAAAAGGAGACUUGGGUGAUAUUGGUCAACAAGGUCCCCCUGGAGGCUGCAGCUGUGGCAGCACAGCCCGAUCGGCCUUCUCUGUGGCUGUGACAAAGAGUUACCCCAAAGAACGAAUGCCCAUCCGCUUCAGUCGGAUCCUCCUGAAUGAGGGGAAUCACUACAACGCCAGCAGUGGGAAGUUUGUCUGUGUGAUCCCUGGAGUCUACUAUUUCACCUAUGAUAUCACGCUGGCCAAUAAGCACCUGGCCAUUGGGCUGGUGCACAAUGGACAAUACAAGAUCAAGACAUUUGAUGCCAACACAGGGAACCAUGAUGUGGCUUCUGGUUCUACUGUUCUCCACCUCAAGCAGUCUGAUCAGGUUUGGCUUCAAAUUUUUUACUCUGAGCAGAACGGACUCUUCUUUGACCCUUUCUGGACAGACAGCACCUUUACCGGCUUUCUUAUUUACGCUGACCAGGAAUUUCUCACUGAGGAGGAUAGAAAAGCAAAUGUUCAGUCUGAUGAUUAAAACUUUCUGAAACAUCUUUUCAUUCGAGAAAUUAUCUUCAUGACUGACUUCCAUACAUAUCUAAAUGAGAGCCACAACGAUGUCCUUUCAUCCGGACAUUUCUUUAACCUGCUUAAUCCUUUUUAAGGGUCACAAGGAGGCUAGAAUCUGUCUUCACAAAGAUGAGCAUCGGUGAAUUCCAGCUGCUAUACAAAUCUUGACACCAGGGGGUGCACAAAGAAAUAUAAAAGGGAAAACCAUUCAGUAGCGCUUCUUUUUUAAAGUAAUAAUGAAACAUGUUUGCAGUGAACAAUGUGUAUGUGUAAGAUGCUCAAAAAAUAAUUGUGUCAUUGAAAAAGAAAUAACUAAAUGUCAACUUGAAAUUUUAUAUCUUAAGUCCAUAAUGAUACACAGAUUUUAAGCAUGCUUUUGAAUGACAGUUUUGUCGUGAUUGAGUUUGAGCUGUUCUCAACAAGAAUACAAUUUUCUUUCAUGUCAGUGACAAGUUUAUGUGUUACAGUUUGUGUGUCCUGUACAUUUAACACGAGCCUCACUUACAUUUUACAGAACAGAGGGCCAAGUGGUAUGAAAUAUACAUAUUCACAGUACCCGGUACACUAGA
This is a messenger RNA of Menidia menidia (Atlantic silverside), 1670 nucleotides long. NCBI's taxonomy places the organism in Eukaryota, Metazoa, Chordata, Actinopteri, Atheriniformes, Atherinopsidae. The record is from the annotation of a GenBank genome assembly.